Messenger RNA from Branchiostoma floridae (Florida lancelet), 3910 nucleotides. RefSeq names its product 3-hydroxyisobutyryl-CoA hydrolase, mitochondrial-like. Gene Ontology annotation, molecular function: 3-hydroxyisobutyryl-CoA hydrolase activity. The record is from RefSeq and is a predicted model, not a curated record. Gene Ontology annotation, cellular component: mitochondrion. Gene Ontology annotation, biological process: L-valine catabolic process. Lineage: Eukaryota; Metazoa; Chordata; Leptocardii; Amphioxiformes; Branchiostomatidae. The transcript has 14 exons. Bases 114 to 1280 code for a protein of 388 amino acids.
CCCUGUGGUUGAAAUGGACGCUCCGUUCCAUCUACCCUGCGAAGGUGACAGAAAAACGUGUGCAGUCGGCAGUGGAAAAUUCCAGGUCGGAAAACACGAACGUUUUGGACAGGAUGUCGUCUGUCGUCGUUGUAACCAGGCAAUUGUUUCGUGUACAGAGGAUAUUCCAUCAUCUGAGAAUGUCCUCCACAGCUGCCACACAGCCAGAAGUCCUGUUGGAGAAACAGAAGAAUGUUGGAGUCAUCACCCUGAACCGGCCCAAGGCCCUGAACGCACUCAACCUCAACAUGAUCAGACAGAUAUACCCCAAACUUAAGGAGUGGGAAGAUAAUGACGACACAACCAUGAUCAUCAUAAAAGGUGCUGGAGACAAAGCCUUCUGUGCUGGGGGUGAUAUCAGAGCUGUGACAGAAGCUGGGAAGACUGGAGAUCGACUUGCUGCAGACUUUUUCCGGGAGGAGUACAUCCUUAACAAUGCAAUCGGCACCUGUCCUAUACCUUACAUAGCCUUUAUCGAUGGGAUCACUAUGGGAGGGGGUGUCGGAUUGUCUGUCCAUGGUUUAUAUCGUGUUGCUACAGAGAGGACGUUAUUUGCCAUGCCUGAAACUGCUAUAGGUCUGUUCCCUGAUGUAGGCGGUGGUUACUUCCUGCCCAGGCUAGGCGGUUCCCUGGGGAUGUACCUGGCUCUGACCGGAUACAGGUUAAAGGGCAGGGAAGUCUACAAGGCCGGCGUGGCCACACAUUAUGUGGAGUCAGACAAGCUGCCAGCAUUAGAAGAGGAACUGAUGUCCCUGAAACAGUCCUCCUCCCAGAAGAUUGACGAACUGCUGACAAAAUAUCAUAAAGAGACCAAGAGGGAGAUGCCCGAAGUGCCUGAGUUUUCUCUGGAACCUCACAUGGACAAAAUCAACAACCUGUUUUCCCCAGACAGUGUAGAGGAGAUCUUUGAGGCACUGAUGGAGGAUGGGUCAGAGUGGGCUAUGCAGCAGUUGGAGAAACUGAAGAAGAUGUCCCCCACAUCUAUGAAGAUCACCCAUCGGCAGCUGUCCAUGGGAGGCCACCUGAGCCUACAGGAGUGUCUGCAGAUAGAGUACAGGAUGAGCCAAGGAUGUGUGAGAGGGCACGAUUUUUACGAGGGAGUCAGAGCCGUUCUUGUGGACAAAGAUCACUCGCCCAAGUGGAAUCCCAGCACCUUGGAAGGGGUGACGCCGAGGAUGUUGGAUUCGUACUUCGAGCCCAUACCGCUCUCCUAUCUGCCCGCCAAGGAACUGCACCUCUAAGCAAAGCCAAUCAGGAUGUUUUCGUACUUUCAGUGAAAAACAAAAGAAUUACUACAUGUCCACCUUACACGAUGCCUGCUCUUUGGCAUAAUUGUGAUCGAGGAAAGAUAUAUCAGUGGAAACUCUGCAGUUGUUGAUGUUGUGCAUCAAUGGAUCAACACACAUUGUUCCAACUGCCUUCUCUCUCGGUCAUGAUGUAAAAACCUUUGCCUUGACAUCUUUUGAACUUCUCUAUUUAAAAUGAUAUAUUAAUUGUAUCUGCAUUAAGAUAAAACCAGGACAUUCCUGUGAUGACUAAUCAUACUAGGGGUGGGUACUGGUACAGAAAAUUCAGGUCCAGGUAUGGUCCAGGUCCAGAGGAUCAGGUCCGGACCUGAACCUGGACCUGAUUGUCUGUGAAAUCUUGUGAAUGGUCGAUACACAAAACAAUGGUCCAUUUUGCUACUAAGGAUUCGGUUUGGUAGAGUAUCAGACUUCCACUGGCAUUUAAAAUCCUGUCUUCAUGUAAACAACACCAUUUUCCACCAAGUUAGACUUCUUAAUUAGAAACUUGGUAAAAAUGACGGUCAACUCUCCUUUACUUUGCUCCAGUUAUUUUCUUGGACGAGUAAGCCCCAAAACAUGUGAACCUCCACUGAAGUUCAUUUUCUAAUUGGUCCAAGAUCCGGUCCACUGAUUUUUUUUUUCAGGUCUGUUUUUUUUUUUGCACUGGUCCAACAAGAAAAAUCAGUUUUAUACCAUACAAUGUACCUGUACCCACCCCUACUUCAUACCAAAACCACACUAAAUCCUGUGUACUUACACCCUAGAUAAAUUGGUUAUCUCAAUGGCUAUCAAAAUGUUCAAAACUAUAAUUUGAUGUAAGUCCAUGUUAAAUUAAUAAUGUGAAUAGCAUCCUCUGAGAAUCCCAAAACUGAUGUGUGUGAAAUAAAAUAAAAAGUCUGGUAAAAAAUUGCCUUCAUUUUGAAAUGGAAGUGGUCUGGAUGGUUUAACAAAUGACUAAAUACACAAUUAAACAUAGUAUUGUAUGUUCUUGUCCUUUCACAUCCUUUCUUUGAAUCUGUUUUCCAGUAUGUUGUUUGCAAUAUAUGAGAUAUAUUUGCUCAUUUUGACGCUGUAUGAUUUGCUGUAUAGGCAAAAACUUUUUUGAAUGGACGCAGAUCUCAUCCACAUAAUGGUAUAAACAAGGCCUAGUUUGUAAAUGUGUCAUAAACCGGACACACUAAGUUGGAAACAAACAAAAAAUAACUGAAGGAACUUUCUCUUGAUUAUAUGAAAUUCUAUGACAUAAUUGUAUUAUAUGUCUAUAUACUAGUAUAUUAAGCACUACUUGUAAAUCUCCACUUGUAUAUUGUUUCUUUCAUUUUAUAAUGUAAGAGAAAUGUGCCAUUGUGAUGUACUGAUAUAAUGUGUGCCAAGGCAAGUGCUAGCUGACUACUUUUUGGCGACGCCUCAGGAGCGAGCCAAAUGGUAUAUUAUUUCAUUAUAGUUCUUGUUUUUGUACUUCCAUUUAUUUCCAGCCACUCACCAGCUGUAUGUCAAGACUAAUUUCCAGUAUGAGCCAAUUCAUAAUAAAAACUGCUUAUCUAAAUUUGAUUUCAUAACAUUGGUUACUUAAUAUAGAAACAUCACUGGGAAUAUCUAAUGAUAGAUUUUUAUCUUUGAAAGGUACCAGUUUGACGAAAAUAAUUAUACUCAGAUUCAGUACAAGUUGAACUAUUACAAUCCAGUGACAGUGUCUUUUCAAAUAAGAGUAACCCUUAUAUAUUGAUAAUCUUCGUAUGUGCUCAACCUUUGUUGACAAGAAUGUGUGUUAUCUGCCUUGUUUGAAAAUAACAAGUAUGUGAAUUAUCUACCUUGUUUGGAACUAGCAAGAACUGUAAAUUUGACUUAGUGUACUGGCAUUGUCAGUGUAUAAUGUUCACAUUGCCAAAGGAGUUAAGUUGAAUGGUUUUGUAACAUUCUGGCAUCACUGCAUCAGAUAACAAAUGCCUUUGGAAAUAAAGCAUGGUCAUGAUCAGGAGAUGAGUGACACUUGUCAGUUUUUGUGACCUUCUGUGUGUUGUAGAGGCUGUAUGUCUCACAGUUACCGACUAUUGAACUGGAUUAGGAGCUCAACCAAGAGUCUGAAUAUUACCAGGCGAGCUAUAGGGACAUCCCUUCAUUCUGCACCCAUCUAUUUUGCUUACGCUACUGCUACAAGUUAUAGAACUUUGGGUAUUUUCUUUUACAAACUAGAGAACUGUUGCACCUUCAAACAAUAUGACGUUUAGGGCAGUAGUUUGAUAAGUAAGUAACCUGCCAGCAAAUUACUAUAUUACUAUUUCAUCAACGUGCAUUAGGAAAUAAAUGAACACAAGUGAGUGAUUUAUUGAGUGACUUUAUUAUGCUCGUACAUACAAUAAAAUACACAAAUACAUAUACCUAAGUUACACGUUGUAAAAUGGUAGGUGAAGGGUACAAUACCUAAGCUACACGUUGUAAAAUGGUUGGUAAAAGGUACAAUACAAAGCUAAACUACACGUUAUAAAAUGGUAGGUGAAAGGUACAAUACCUAAGCUACACGUUGUAAAAUGGUAGGUGAAAGGUACAAUACCUAAGCUACACGUUGUAAAAUGGUUGGUGAUAUU